Molecule: messenger RNA, 589 nt
Organism: Limulus polyphemus (Atlantic horseshoe crab)
Lineage: Eukaryota; Metazoa; Arthropoda; Merostomata; Xiphosura; Limulidae
Exons: 2
Coding region: 137-502 (121 amino acids)
Source: RefSeq, a predicted model, not a curated record
CUCUUAGCCGGUUCUAUCUAGAUUUUCGUAUUCCCGCUCAAGUAGGUUGAUAUAAUCCAGGAUUGCAUACGCAACGCGUUGAUUGUUAACGUAAGUCGAAGAUAUUGUUCUCCGUUAUAUUUAACUUAAUAUAGAAAUGGCUGGACGUCGGGGUGGCCGAGGUAGAGUAGCAAAGAAAGGAAAGAAAGCAUCGGAAACAGAUAAAACUGAAAAUGUCGAAUCAGUAGAAGAACAAAAUGGGGAUGUGAAAAGUAACGUAUCGGAAAAUAAACCAGAAUCACGCGAAAAGAAGGAUACCAAGACAGACAGUGAACAUCAAGAAAAAGCAAGUACUGUGAACAAAGAGGUAGAAGAACCAGUGGAGCAAGCACAAGGUGACGUUGCCACAAAAAGGCCAGCAAGAGGAAAGCGCGGGAAAGACAAAACUGAAAACGAGAAUGUUACCAAAGAGAAAAGAACUAGGAAAGACGCUCGUGUUGUUAUUGAACACUGCAAUGCAUGACAAGUUUAUAAACGUAAAGCAGUCCAGGUGGUAGAAGUGUUGCAUACAGAAUACCCAGAACUUCAAGUAGAGAUGAAUCCAACCAAA